Trematomus bernacchii (emerald rockcod) is the source of this 3171-nucleotide messenger RNA. RefSeq names its product zinc finger and SCAN domain-containing protein 31-like. Gene Ontology annotation, biological process: regulation of transcription by RNA polymerase II. Gene Ontology annotation, molecular function: DNA-binding transcription factor activity, RNA polymerase II-specific; RNA polymerase II cis-regulatory region sequence-specific DNA binding. The coding region runs from base 533 to 2554 and encodes 673 amino acids. The transcript has 8 exons. Gene Ontology annotation, cellular component: nucleus. NCBI's taxonomy places the organism in Eukaryota, Metazoa, Chordata, Actinopteri, Perciformes, Nototheniidae. The record is from RefSeq and is a predicted model, not a curated record.
UUGGUUCGGCCGGGCACCCCUCGAGCGUCAGUUUUCAACGGGCAGGGCGUCCCAUAGACCUUCAUAGACGUUCCAUAGCGUUGAUAAUAGACGCGAUGAGAACGCUCCCCGCUGCAUCAAAAUUCAACGAGCGCAUUCCGUUUUCAGCUGAAGCGUAUGGUUCAGCGUUCCUGAAACUUUUUUUGGGCGGAUUUUAUAGAAAUGCAUGUAAUCAUAGCGUCUGUAAAUAAAGUUUUGGGCGCGCACGUGUGACGUCAUCUAUGCGACGAUGUUAAAGCCCAUUGCUACUUCCACUAGAUUCUUCUGAGUUCUCAGUGAAAGCUAAACACCAUUAUAAGCUGUAAUAGCGUAAAUCCAAAGGCACUUUUAAGAGCCACGUCCCCGUCGUUUCCCCGUCCUUGCUGUAGUGAAAUUGUCCUAUCUCUGUUGCUGUCUGUGUAUCUCUGUCUGUGUACCUGUGUAUGUGUCUUAUCUGUCCAUCUUUCUGUUGUUAGUCCCUUUCUGUGUUUUUGUUUUUCUAUACUUGUUUGUCAUGACUCGACCUAAGUUCAGGCCCUGCCCAGCUUGCCAGACUCCAAAUCAGAGGAGCAGGAAAACGUGCAGUGCCUGCUACGGAAGCCUGUCAAACAAAACCAAACUGAAAGAAAAAGCGGCAUCACUGAAUAGUGAAUGGGGCCAAGGUGUGGUGAAAAACAGAAAUGUUGGACGUAUAAUUGAUUCUGCCUGUAUUGCAGUGCGGAAACUUGAGGCUCUAGGCUACAAGCCAAUUCUAUUUUAUGGCAAGCCAAAUAGGGCUUCAAAUAUGUGGGCUGCUGAUAUAAUAACCCAUCUGCCCCCCACUCCUGCCACCAAAACCUUACUGGACAAAAUGCGGAGGGCUUAUGAAUUCCUCUUGGCAAAGGAGCUCCCUCAGCAACAUGUCUGGAAUGAGGAUGAGGUUCUCAGUGACCAGCAGCUCUGUAGUCAGGAAAGGAACUCCUGUCUGGACCAAGAGGACCCAGAGCCUCCACAGAUUAAAGAGGAACAGGAGGAACUUUGCACCAGUCAGGAGGAAGAGCAGCUUGAACUAAAGCAGGAGACUGAUGUCUUCAUGGUGACUCUUACUGAUGAGGAAAGUGUGCACAGCGGUCAGACUUGUGCAAAAGAGUCUGUAGGCAAGCCUCAGAUAAAGCUGCACAGAACAGAGCUCCCUCAGCAACAUGUCUGUAAUGAGGAUGAGGUUCUCAGUGACCAGCAGCUCUGUAGUCAGGAAAGGAACUCCAGUCUGGACCAAGAGGACCCAGAGCCUCCAGAGAUUAAAGAGGAACAGGAGGAACUUUGCACCAGUCAGGAGGAAGAGCAGCUUGGACUAAAGCAGGAGACUGAUGUCUUCAUGGUGACUCUUACUGAUGAGGAAAGUGUGCACAGCGGACGGACCUGUGCAAAAGAGUCUGUAGGCAAGCCCCAGAUAAAGCUGCACAGAACAGAGCUCCCUCAGCAACAUGUCUGGAAUGAGGAUGAGGUUCUCAGUGACCAGCAGCUCUGUAGUCAGGAAAGGAACUCCAGUCUGGACCAAGAGGACCCAGAGCCUCCACAGAUUAAAGAGGAACAGGAGGAACUUUGCACCAGUCAGGAGGAAGAGCAGCUUGAACUAAAGCAGGAGACAGAUGUCUUCAUGGUGACUCUUACUGAUGAGGAAAGUGUGCACAGCGGUCAGACUUGUGCAAAAGAGUCUGUAGGCAAGCCCCAGAUAAAGCUGUACAGAACAGAGCUCCCUCAGCAACAUGUCUGGAAUGAGGAUGAGGUUCUCACUGACCAGCAGCUCUGUAGUCAGGAAAGGAACUCCAGUCUGGACCAAGAGGACCCAGAGCCUCCACAGAUUAAAGAGGAACAGGAGGAACUUUGCACCAGUCAGGAGGAAGAGCAGCUUGAACUAAAGCAGGAGACUGAUGUCUUCAUGGUGACUGUUACUGAUGAGGAGAGUGUGCACAGCGGUCAGACUUGUGCAAAAGAGUCUGUAGGCAACAUGCCAGUUAUAAGCGUUGUGGUAUCAGAAGCACAAAGUAAUCUGCAGCUCAUCUCUCACAAUUCUAAUGACGCAGGGUUAACAAGAACUGCAGAUCCAGAAAUAAACAAAAGACAUCGCAAAACCAAAAGGAACAAGGUAAACAACGCUAACUUGUCAGACAUGCAACGUAAUACUUGCACAGUGAACAAUAAUUUAAAAUGUGAAACUUGUGGGAAAGAUUUUAAGGACAUGUCAAAAUUGCGAAGACACAUGACCACCCACACGGAUGAAAAGAAAUUUACUUGCAAAACAUGUGAAAAAAAAUUCAGAUAUGACAGUAACUUUAAGAGGCACAUGAGAAUCCACACAGGUGAGAAACCGUAUGUUUGCAUGACCUGCGAGAAAAGCUUCAAUGAGAUGUCAGCAUUAAAAAGGCACAUGAGAGUCCACACAGGUGAGAAACCGUAUGUUUGCAUGACCUGCAGGAAAAGCUUCACUGUCAUGUCAACAUUAAAAAGGCAUAUGAAAGUCCACACAACUUAUGUACUUAUGUACCCACACAAGUGACAAGGCACAUAAAUGCAGCACUUUUCAUCUGGAUGAAUGUUCACCAGGCAGCUACCUCUGGGACUGAGCAAUGCAACAUGUUAACAUGUUUAAUACUGCCAUUAACUUGCAAAUGUAACUUUUAUGAUUGCAAUAUGUCAUUCUGUUUUGUAUUUUGCAGUGGCAUUCAAUUGUUUUUUUGGUUGCUAUUUUGGUUUUGAGGUGACACUUGAUGAAGUUGGAAAUAAUAAUCUACAUUGUGCUUUAAUGAAUAGAAAUGAUCAGUGCACUUAAUGCUGUGUGAUCUAAUGUAUGUAUCUAACUAUAAAGCUUUGUUUGGUCAUCCUGUAAGAAUACCAGAUUCACCCUAAACGCUAAAGAUAUAAGCAAAUGAGGGUCAUCCAGGCAGCUGGUAUGACUGACAUAAUAAGUAAGUGGAUGUAAGUUGUUACAAACAGUAGGUGUUUAAAUGAUGGCCACAUGGGCUUGAGCUUAAGUUAUUAUAUUAUUUAAAAACGUUGAUUAGUUUGAUCACCGGAGUUGCCUCAUAUUGAACUUUGGUAAUACUAAUAAGAGAUUGCAUUUGAAACACAAGUAAGAUCUUGAACAGUUUCAAAUAAAAAACGAAAUGGUUCUCA